Ceratina calcarata is the source of this 1418-nucleotide messenger RNA. Its product is annotated as elongator complex protein 5-like. The transcript is spliced from 2 exons. The record is from RefSeq and is a predicted model, not a curated record. NCBI's taxonomy places the organism in Eukaryota, Metazoa, Arthropoda, Insecta, Hymenoptera, Apidae. Gene Ontology annotation, molecular function: tRNA binding. Gene Ontology annotation, cellular component: cytosol; elongator holoenzyme complex; nucleus. Gene Ontology annotation, biological process: tRNA wobble uridine modification. The coding region runs from base 1 to 837 and encodes 278 amino acids.
AUGUGUAAAAUAGAUGUCGAGUUCGUCCUUGACGAAGAAGUUGAUGCGGUUUAUGCGAGAGAUUUGAUCGCAGGAUGGCUAGAAAUGUGGCGGGAGAGGGAACCUGAACAGACAUUCGAUAUAUUGUUGUUCUCAGAUCCAAAAUAUAUGUUUGACGGACCUGGACCAUUCGCAACAAGUAACAUAAAAAUUCAUGAUUAUUAUACCAUUGAUAUUAACGAGCCUGACGUAAAUUCAACUCGUGAACAAGAUUUUCAUAACCUGGAACAUGUACUACAAAAUAUAAAUAUAAAAUCAAUAGUAAUAGUUGAUUGUUUGUCAUCUUUGAUUCUGUCCAUUGGACUGUCGAAGACUUUAUGGUUUUUAAAGAGGUUGAGCGAGCAAGUGCCCCAAUUAAUUUGUAUUUAUAGAAAUGAUUUCAUACAAGAUAAGAUAUCCUGUAUUGACACAUUAGGGACUACAUAUGUGAAGAUACAAAGAUUUCUUGGUACAAAAACAGAUAACAAUAAUAUGAAUUAUGUAGUAGAUUUUGUACAUCGUAAAGUAGGUGGAGGGAUCUUGCGACAGCAAGAGAUAGUGAAUCAAAAUUACACAUCUAACAAAAUUCAGUCUGAGAAGAUUGAGAAAAAUGAGAAAUCGGACAUGGGGUAUAAGAAUCAGAAACAAAAGAUUGAAUCUUCUUUCAAGAUAGAAAUAAAUGAGAAUGAAAUGAAACAGAGGAAUGAACUUGUAUUACCGUACAUGAUUAAUGCGACGAGUACAUCUAAAAUUCAUUAUCAACCAGAGAGCAUAGAUGAUUUUGAUGAGGAAGAUCCAGACGAUGAUUUAUGUAUUUAAUUUAAUAAUACAGACUUUCUAAUGCCCCAAGCCAAUAUAUUUACUUUGCAUUUUACAACUUCUUUUAAUAUAUUACAUAUAUGUAUAUAAUAUUUGAUCGAGUAAGAGUUCUUAAAAAAAUAUUUGAGAAAUAUUAAUAUAAUCAUCAUAUUUUGCUAUAAAUUAUUAUAUAAACUUUGUAAGACAGUUCUGCAAAAGGAAAUACAGGUAUUCUAUAAUAUGUCUUUCACAGAAAAAUCAAAUACUGUAUUCUAUUAAAAAAAUAGAAUAUAUAAUACUAUUAUUUAUCUUUGGCAUUUGGUUCAAGUCAUUAUAUGUGUAUUCAUUAUAUCACUUUCUCUUGAAGCGUUACGAUUACAUAUUAUUUAGGAUUGUUCAUGUGUAAAAUAGAUGUCGAGCAUCAUUGCUAUAAUUGAUAUAAUUUAAAUAAAUCACAAAGGAGUAUGAAAAACGUGAUAUUUUACACAAUAAUACAGUAUACAGAAUUAGAAAACGUUGCUAGGAACCUACUCCGAGAUUUGAGACAACAAAUAUAAAUGUACAAUAAUAAAUAAUAAAUAAAAAGACUAUAAUUCUCUGAA